This is a messenger RNA of Phytomonas sp. EM1, 13314 nucleotides long. NCBI's taxonomy places the organism in Eukaryota, Euglenozoa, Kinetoplastea, Trypanosomatida, Trypanosomatidae. The record is from the annotation of a GenBank genome assembly.
AUGGGGCUGAUUGCUGUAGAGGCUCAGCUUAUCAGUAUCGCUCAACGCCAUCUUCAGCUUCGCUUCAAAAAAGUGCAGAGCCGACGGGGAGACGGGUGGGUUCAGUUCUUCUUUCCAGCACUCGACGAUCCAAAUCAGCUCCAGUACGAAGUGCAGCAGUUAUGUUGCUCGCUGGUGCGGGAUGAAACCGGUGGAAGCACUACCAUCCGCCUCUCUGGCGAGACGAAGGAUUCCAACUUUUCUAGCAUCGCUGACGCUUCCACCCCGUUUGUCAAUUUUUUGAGCAUGUCAGGUGAUGUCUCUGAGCAGCCCUGCAUUCUCGAUGAUUUAACCGACACCACUUCAGCCUCUUCGGCGAUCUGCAGGAUGUUGGACGUUUUAUAUCAGGACAUAGUGGGGGAUAUUCCUCAGGGUGUGCAUGCGGUGAGGGAUUUUCCGCCCUUUCUCUGCCCGACUGGUUCCCGCUUCGACGUGUUGCUAAAAAAGAUGGUCUGUAUUAGGGCCUUUUCAGCGACCACACACGACCUAGCUUCGCUAAGCGGUGUCGGAGAGAGUGAUCUUACCGGGCAAAACCGAUUGGUUGAUACCAACCACACAGAUCUGGUCAGCAACCAAAACGUUGCCAAUGAAAGCGAAAUUUAUAUGGACAACUCGAUUUUAAAAGACACUCUUAGCAUGGUAACGCUUCCGUCUGGGUUGGUUGGCAUGAUAUGGAUUGAUACCUCUGCUUUUGCGCAGGCGCUUGCACUGUCCGCGCACAGUGCGGGCAUCGAAAGUGAGCUGCCCGCCCUGUGGCGGUCCAAGACCUUCGGCCUCUUAGAGGGCCACGAGGUCAUCCAACAGGUGUACAUAGCGGUGAAGAACUAUUGGUGUGCGCAGCCGCCAUCGCACCGGACGGAGCGAACAAAGAUCAACGCGCUUACUCUCCUUUCCAUCGCUUCUGCCGAUUUACGUGAGUACUUAAAAACACAAAUUUCGCUGAGCGCGGCUGAUUGGCGUGGACCGUGGCUGAUAGAUCGUACUGAUCUUCGUGCAGCGCUCGAAUUGUGUAAGGAAUGGAAGCGGAUGGUUGAAAGGUUGUUGAAGAAGGAUUGGGAUAACUGGGACGGUGGAUUCUUUCAUGAUGAGAGCCUCAACAAACUUCUGCGCCGCCUCGUGCAGGCCGUUCGAAUUCGCGAAGAGUUGGAGCAAGCAGCACAGGUUUGGGAUUCCAAGGGCCUUCCGGAUUGCGUGCUGCCCCAGACGCUAUUUGAAAACGUGGACCUUAUGGACUUGAGACAGGACGACACUCAAUGGGACGCUUGUGUGGCUUCGUACGACAGGGAAAUGGGAUUUAUCGAGCCGAAGCUCUGCAAUAAAAUCCGAACACUUUUUCCCUCUCAAUCUACCUCUACAGGCAUUGGCAAUCAGGUUCGGUGGUUGGCUCAAUUCGACGCAUUGCUGCGCCGGAGCUUUAUCUACAAAUCUUUUGAAAAGAGUAUAAGUGAAGUUGCACAACGUUUUACGCAGCACAUUGGCAGAGUUCAGUCUCGCUGGAAUGAUGACUUAAGUCGGGCCACCACAGACCUCCAGAAGCUCCGCGUGAUUCGCAAUUUCGAGACAGAAUGCUGUCGUGUGGCUGAUCAAGCCUAUGAACUGUUCAAUUGUGGCGUCGGCACCGCUUCUCAUCAGCAGACUAUCAUAGAACUCUGCCGCGCCGCCAUGGUUGCGAUAAGGGAUGAGGAAAAGGCAGCCAUCGCACACUGGCGCGACGAGCUAGAGGUAAUGACUGAGAAGAUCGUCAAGAUCGACGACGCGGUCACGAUCGAAAUGGCGUACGGCGCGUCAGAUGCACCUGAUGAAGGCUUUACAGCCCAGAACCGGUACUAUCUCCGCUGCUUGGUGCAUCCCCUUGUGCGUCAGCUUCUGUUCGAGGCCGCAACCUUUCAGUUUUACGCGGUCAGAGCCAGCUCCCCCACGACUACCGCGCUUCCCACCCCGAUGAAGCUCUCGGAUGGGACGUGCAACAUUAUCCAGGCCGCCGUGCAGCUCAACAUUGCGGCUAUGCAAAUGCAGCAGUCUGCCGCCAAUUUCAAUACCGUUCUCCAACAGAUGAUUCCUUCCACACGUGCAAUACUGCGGCCUUUCAUUCAGCGCACUCUGUCGCACGUUCUUUUUGCUGACAGCCAACGGCGCUUGAUCCCCUUUGUCAACCAUCACGAGCUUGAGGGUCUUUCCCUGAGCUUCCAGAAUUCCACGGAAAACCUAAGCAAGGAUAACUGCCAUAUUCGUUGUUUCCAUAGUAAGUUCAUGAGCCAGGUCAUGGCACUGCAAAACGUGGAUCUGAUUACACAUAUGAGCCAAUGGCGAAGCGCCGUGGAUGGGAUGCGUGCCAGCUUUGACGAGUUCCUCUCACAGCACUACUACAAGAAUUACGAUGCAUGGCGCCGGCACUGGGAUUGUCAAAUUUACAAAUCCUUGGAGUUCCAAUACCGUCUCGGGUUGGAGAAGCUACACGAGGCGAUGGAUGAAUUUAAGGUUGAGUUAGUCUUUAAGCAGGGCUUAGUUCAAUUCAAGCCCAGUUUUGAGGCUAUUCGUGAGGCUUACUACAUCAAGCUUCGUGAGUUUGUAGGCGUGCCAUUGCGAUUUCGUGGCCUACAGCAGAAGCGUGAAGGAAGGGGAGACCGUUAUGAAAUCUACCCCGCGAUACCCAUCCAAAACUACUCUCAAAUCGUCACGGUGCACGUCAAGGCCAUGGAGGUAUUCACACGACUUAACCGCAUUCGAAGGGCAUUCCGCGUUUAUGUGGUGCUCGGUCUCUGUGGAAUGAACGGGGCGCCGGACUUGGAUACCGUUGUGGAGCAGUGGUGCGUAAAGCGGCACAACCCAGACGGCGGCGGUGAUCCCACUUGCACAGGGGAAUCGACUCGGCGCAGCAGCUUCCUUGAAGGUAUUCAAGCCCUAAAGGAGUACAGGGCUAAGCUCGCUAAGGUUGACAGCACCAUGAAGGUGGAUUGCUUUACCAUCAGUACGAUUCCUGUCAAGGUUAGCAUUGACGGGCAGCUCCAUCGCCUUGAGGAGUCUUUGCUGAACUUUUUACGUAAGGGCAUUCAAACCUCGUUGAAGGGUAUAGAUGAGUUUGUAUUUAGCGCUUCGAAUGUAAUUGAGCGGCAGCCCACCACCAUGGAUGAAGUUGGUCAGGCGAAUAAGGCAUACCGUGAGUAUUUGGCCCAGCUUCCUGGUUUCGAGGCCAUGUUAAGGGAGACAGAAGAAGAAAAUAAGGUGUUAAGGCAGUACUCGGGUGCGUCGAUAGACUUUAGUGCCACCAAAACUCGCUGGGAGCACCUGCGCGAGGCGAUGGUAUCACACACGAAGGUUAUAGAAAGCUCAGUGCUGAAGAUGCGGGUCUCGUUGGAUGCAUUAAUACAGAGGUUCCUCAAAAGCGUCCAGCGCUUUUCCGUAAACUGGGGGCGCCAGAAGACUGCAUUGCUACGGGCCUUCAAGGAGCGCAAGAUGGACAGCAUCGGGAAGCUCAUCGGCGAUUUCAAGGACCAAAUCAAGGACUUUGAGGACUUGAAGGUGCAGGCUGCGGAACUGAAGGCUAAGUGUGAGUAUUUCAACUUACCUCAACCUAACUUCACGCAGCUAGCUCAGAGCGAAAAGGAUGUCAACCGCACUUCAACAGCGUGGUCGCUGUACGACCAGUUUGAGGCAAAACUCGAUUGCUUGCGGUCUGAAGAUUGGCUAACGUUCCGCUCGAAUACUUACCACUUUGAUGAUUUCUGCACCGAGUGGAAUAAGACGAUAGAUGCUCACCUCCGUGGAAAUGCAAACGACGACAACACCAUCGCUGAGUACCUACAGGCACUUCUAGCGGAUUGGAAGUCCUUGAUUCCAUUGCUGAAGGUUGCUAGGGGAGAUGGAUGGAUGGCUGAACACUGGAAUCAGAUGUUCCGUUUAUUGGAUAUUCCGAGGAACAUCACGAGCACAAGUUUGACCUUCGGUGACCUUUUGAGUCGAUAUAAAGUGAUACUUGAGAAGGAAAGCGAACUCAAGCAGCUCCAUGCGCGCGCGCUCGGCGAGAUUCAGUUGCGAGAGGCCCUGCAAGACUUACAGACCUGGGCUCUAGAGGCAACUUUCAAACUCAUCAUGCCCACGAAUUUAUGCACCAAAGUGAAGCUCAUCACUGAAUGGAAAGAAGUGAUGAUGGAGGUGAGCGAUAACCAGGCGCUUGUAAGCUCCCUGAAGGACAGCCCAUUCUUUUCUCAUUUUGCCGACAACGUAAACGCUUGGGAGUCGAAGCUUUCCUCUCUGUCAGACUCUCUUGCGCUACUGAACAAAAUUCAGCGUAAAUGGGCGUAUCUGGAGCCUAUUUUCGCCCGUGGGGCCCUCCCGCAAGAGCAAUCGCGCUUUAAGCGUGUAGACAAGGAGUUCGUAGCGAUUCUACGAGACGUGGAGGCAGAUCCACGGAUCAUGAACGUUGCCACUCAGACCGAUCUGAAUGACAGGCUCAAGAUCAUUCUUGAGCAAAUCGAGCGCUGCCAGAAGUCCCUUAUGGAAUAUCUUGAAGCAAAGCGGGAUAAAAUACCGCGCUUUUACUUUAUCAGCGACGAAGACCUGCUAGAAAUUUUGGGUGACAGUCACAACCCUUUUGUAAUCCAAGCUCACCUGAAGAAGCUCUUUAUGGGCAUCAAUCUUGUCGAGUUCAACAUGGAUAAGACAGCGAUAACACACAUGCUCUCCGCAGAUGGUGAAAGGGUCGAAUUACAGCAACCAGUCUCUAUCGCAGAUAGCACUGACGCUGAGGAUUGGCUGGUUGGGCUAGAUGAGAUGAUGAAACGAACACUGCAUGAGCAGCUCGUCCGCUGUGUCGAGGAAGGAGCGAACUUGGCAAUUCUCGAGGUCAUCCAGCGAUUCCCUUCUCAGGUCUUGCAAGUGGCACAACAAAUUCACUUUGCCCGAGUUGUUGAAAGGGCUAUUGAGGCAGAUACCCUGAAGAAACUCGAAGCGUGGCAACACGAAGAACUCGAACGUCUUAUCGUUAUGUCUGUAGAGGUUGGUAGCGGUGGCGACAGCGAGUCUAGGGGCGUUGCACAACUGAAAAUCAAGGCUCUUAUUCUUGAUGCUAUUAAGAAUUUGCAAAUUCUGGAGCAGCUUAUAGCAAAGAACGUUCGAAAAGCAAAUAGCUGGCACUGGCAAAAACAGCUCCGUUACAGCAUGAACACCAAACAGCAGUGUUGGGUCCAUAUGGCUGACACCACUUUUGAAUACACAUUUGAGUACCAAGGAAAUGCACCGAAGCUGGUGCACACCCCCCUCACCGACAAGUGCUAUUUAGUUUUGACAAAAGGCAUGAACCUUGGCUACGGCGGAAAUCCCUACGGACCUGCGGGUACAGGCAAGACAGAGUCCGUAAAGGCGCUUGGUAGCGCCAUGGGAAGGCAAGUGUUAGUGUUUAACUGUGAUGAGGGCAUCGAUUGUAAGGCGAUGGGCCGUAUAUUGGUGGGCAUUGUCAAGUGUGGGGCUUGGGGUUGCUUUGAUGAAUUCAACCGUCUAAAGAUUGACCAACUCUCUGCCAUUUCGCAAAUGAUUCAGGGCAUCCAAGAGACGCUGAAGAACAAGGAACCGACUUGCUUGCUAUCGGGUCGGCACGUGGAAGUCAACCCCCAUGUUGGGAUUUUCGUGACGCUAAACCCCGCCGGCAAAGGCUACGGCGGCCGCACGAAGCUCCCAGAUAACCUGAAGCAACUUUUUAGAGAAGUUGCGAUGAGUGUUCCGGACAGUAGGCUGAUCGCCAGCACCAUAUUACUUUCAGAUGGGUUUAAGCAGGCCCAGUUGAUCGCUAAGAAUGUCGUGGAGCUCUACAAGCUGUGCGGGCAGUUGCUUUCAUGGCAGCAGCAUUACGAUUGGGGCCUGCGCCCACUCAAGGCGGUUCUGCAGUACGGCGGGACUUUGAUGCAGCGUUGGCGGAAGGAGAGACCGCAACAGAUCCCCACAGAAGCUGAGGAGCUAGAACUUAUAGUACAGUCCAUCAAUAUCAACACCCUCAGCAAGCUGACCUUACAAGAUACCGGCCUCUUUAAUAGACUAAUGAAGGAUGUCUUUACGGGCGUCACCUCACGGGAGGCUACCCAUAUGGAGCUUGAGAAAGCCAUUUUAGCGGCGACUGCCGCUCUCGGACUGCAGCCCAAUGCCUCACAGGCCAUCAAGGCUCUUCAGCUGUAUGAGGCCAUGAAUCAGCGUAUGGGGGUGGUGCUCGUUGGCUCCAGCGGCACCGGCAAAAGUACGGUUCUGCGUAUUCUGACCAAGACAAUGGAAAAGAUGGAUAUCCCGGUCCUCGUGCACCACAUAAACCCCAAGGCGAUGGCCAGGCGCCAACUGCUCGGCUACAUGGACGCGGAUACGCGGGAGUGGUACGACGGCGUGCUCACUGUCGCCGCGAGGGAUGUGGCGAAGCAGCCGAAGGAGGUUCGCGCGUGGGUGGUGUGCGACGGCGACAUCGACCCGCUCUGGAUUGAAUCCCUCAACUCCGUCUUGGAUGAUAACCGCCUGCUCACCAUGCCGAACGGUGUUCGCGUGCACUUUGGUACAAAUGUGAACUUUUUGUUCGAGACAGACAGCCUGAAGUGCGCCUCGCCGGCGACAGUUUCGCGAAUGGGAGUGCUCUUCUUCUCGGAGAAGGAUAUUGAUCUCGGGGGAUUUUUGAAGUCGGCAAUAUCAAAACAACCAGGGAAUACGCGGCAGCGGCUUUUGCCACUGCUUAAUAAGUACGCCACAAGGGCUAUUGAGGAGGUGAUGCGACUGGAUGAUCUCAUCGUGCCGACAACCCCCGUUGGACUUCUCAACGCAGUGUUAAAUCACGUCCUCGACGCACAAAAUGAGGCUGACUUUAUUUACUCCAUGAUUCGUGCACUCUGUAGCGCCAUGAACGCGUCCGGCGCGGUGCAACUGGCGAACUGGUUGUAUGCAGAAAGCGGGCAGAAGCCACUGUCGACCUCGAGGCCACUAGAUACCUAUUGGGAUAGUACAAGCGGAACUAGUAUGGAAUUCCAUGCAGAUCUCAGCUUCAACAACAGCGCUCUUUCGCCCAGUUCUGCACUGGAAUGUUUGAUUUCUGGUGAUGGGCUCGUUGUGCAGACAAUCGAAAUGCAUCGUGCACAAACCAUUUUGAACCCUCUCUUACGAGGUCAGGCAUGUAAGCCGAUCUUCCUGGUGGGGCCCGAGGGCUGUGGUAAAGGCUGCAUCCUGAAACACUGUUUGCGGUCCUACACGGGCAUCCGCACCAUGACUAUUAAUUGCAGUGCGCAAACGACCUCUGCCGUGCUUAUCCAAAAGUUAGAGCAGCUUUGCAGCAUGCACGGCACGGUGAAAGGUCGCGUCCUGCAACCGAAGGAUGGCGAGCGCCUUGUGAUUAUAUUGAAAAACAUCGACCUGCCGAAGCCCGAUAAGUACGGCACGGUGGAACUGCAUGCUUUCCUGCAGCAACUCAUUUCAAACGACGGAUUUUAUAGCAACGAGUUGGAAUGGAUCGGAACGAGGCAGCUUCAGUUGGUGGCGACGAUGAGUUCCAACAGGGCGUUCAGCGGCUAUACUGUAACGCCACGUCUGUUAGCCAUGGUCAACAUCGUAUCCAUCGGCUAUCCCUCCAAGAAAAGUUUGCUUCAGAUUUACGGUAGCUAUUGGUCGGUAUGCCUGCGCGCCACAAACAUCGGGCAGGGCAGCGACUACAACGAUGGCUACGACCUUGCGCAGCUUGUUACCAAUAUCUACGAGAGAAUAUGCUCCUGGGCGGAGGGAAAGGACUAUGCACACAUUCGCUUCAGCCCACGCCACCUCACUCGCUGGGUUGCCAACGUCCUCAUGUACAAAAUCGACAGCAGCACAACUCUUCCUGCUGUAAUUGCCUACGAGGCAAGACGCAUUUUUAUAGAUCCUCUUCCCUCUCUAGAGGACCGCAUGACGGCGGACCGGAUUCUUUCCGAGCGGCUUGCCAUGAUUGGGUACUCGACGCCUGCCAAAGAAGACAGCUUCGCGUUUAUGUACGUUACGUGGUUCAGUCAAAGGGCCGCUGUGGCUCCUGAGGCUGGUGAGCCCGAAAUCGACGGUGAAGGCAUCGCCCUCAAGCAGCAGAGCCUUUCACGUAUGAAUCGGCUUCUGGAGCGAUACAGCUAUAAGGAUAUUGCGGGUGAGGUUUCCGCUGCGCUGUUGCGCUACGGACGCGAGUUUAAGGAUCUCAUGAUGACGGUGAUCCCACCUGUUGUGUAUUGGAUCGCCUGCGUCGAUCGUGUGCUAUCGCGUACGGCAGGGCAUCUCAUUGUUGUCGGACGGCCGGGCGUUGGUCGCCGUGAUACGAUUGUGUUGGCCUCGUACCUGCAGCAGAUGGAGGUUGUUACGUUUCAUAUCACACAAGACUACACCAUCAAAAACUUCCGUGCUGAUAUGAGGGCCUUCAUUCAGAAUACCGUCGUGCAGAAUACCCGCAUGACACUCAUUGUUGAAGAGCACCAGAUUAUUGACGAGUUCUUCUUGGAAUUGCUAAACAGCUUAGUCAGCUCAGGUGAGGUACCUGGUCUGUUUACGACGGAGGAGAUGGAAAUUAUGUAUACGUCGUUGCGUGAGGAUGCGGCAAGCGACGGCUAUAUCGGCCCUAUCGCGUCGUACUUUGUUGAUCGUUUACAGCGCAACCUGCAUGUGGCAUUUAUAUUGGAUCCCUGCCAUGAGUUGUUUUUGCUCCGUUUGCAAUCUAACCCGGACUUUAUUCGUGCAUGCGAGUUACUUUGGAUGGGCACUUGGUCCGCGGACAUCACCAAAACCAUGUGCAAGACCCAAAUGAAGGAUCAAAUUGCCCUACUUGACGAGGAUCCGGCUCAGAAAGGGUUUUGCCUACAUCGCGAAAUGCUUUCCAUUCACGAGAGCGUACCUAACGCAACCCCGAAGGACUUUGAAGUGUUCAUGAAAACCUACACCAAGAUCAUGUUAAGCAGGAGGAAGUCCAGUCAUGAUAACAUCAUUCGUCUGGAAGCCGGACUAGUGAAGCUUCGAGAUGCAGAGGAUAAGGUUGCGGGUAUCAAAAGGGAUGUAUCGGCGAAGAAGUCUGCUGUAGAAGCGAUGCAAAAGGAAGCCGACGAAGCUUUGAACCAAAUCCAGAAAAAUAUUCAGAGCUCACAGGAACAGCGCGACCAGGCAAGUGAACUGCGAGAGAAGCUUAGCGAAGAGCAAAAAAGUAUCGAGUUUAAUCGAAAGAAAUCCGAGGAAAAGCUUGGGAACAUCAAGCCACUCAUGGAGGCUGCUCGUGACGCCGUGAGUUCUAUUCGCACUGAGCAACUAAAUGAGAUGCGUUCCCUCAAAGCACCACCGGAGCCGAUUCGCGAUGUGCUCGAGGGAGUCUUGGCACUGCUCGGUGUUAGCGACGUGUCGUGGCAAUCCAUGCGGAAUUUCCUAGCGGAGCGCGGCGUCAAGGAGCGAAUUGUUGACUUUGAUAUAAAGAAUGUGACACCUCAGAUUCGUGCAAAUGUGUCAUCCCUUCUUAAGCAAAAGGCCACGUCUUUCAAACCGGAGGUAAUUCACCGUGCCUCCCUGGCGGCGGCCCCAAUGGCGGACUGGGUGAGAGCGAUGGUUGAGUACUCCAAAAUCAUGGACCAAAUUUCGCCGCUGACGCGUCAAAUUGAGGUGCUUGAACAGAACCAACGCGAGGGAGAGCAAAAGCUCCAGCAUCUUGAGGAGAAACUGAAGAAGAUUGACAAGUGUGUGGGCCAACUCCGCGAGAACUUUUCCAAAAAGUGCAAGGAGGCGGAGCGCUUGCGUGAAAAACUCAAGACAGCCGAGGGGGAGUUGGAAAGGGCAGAGGAGCUCCUGGAAAAGCUGAGCGAUGAAAAAACGCGAUGGGCGCAGGACAUUGCUUCACUUCGUAUGGCUACGGAGUCGAUGCCCAAACGUGCACUCAUCAGUGCUGCCUUUAUGACUUAUAUUCCACAUACCAUCGAGGAGGUUCGUCAGCGUUACCUCAGGCAAUGGGCCGAGCGCCUUGGGUUGAUGAGCAGCAACGAGGAGGGUGAAACGGCUGCUGUCGAUGUUCGUUGCAUCGAUUUUUUGCGAACCGAGAGCGAGAUCCUGCAAUACAAGUCCGAGGGCCUUCCUGAUGACGAGUUGAGCCUCGAGAACGCGGUUGCGAUACUCGAGGCGACUCAAACCCCGCUCGUCAUCGAUCCCGCGAACGCGGCACUUGAGUGGAUGAAAACGCACCUAAGACGGAGCAACGUCAUUGUUGAGGUUGCUUCAAUGCACGAUAAACGCUUCACUCACACACUGGAGCUGGCCAUUCGCUUUGGGAAAACUCUCUUGGUGACAGAGGUCAACACGGUGGUGCCAAUUUUGUAUCCUAUUCUUCGACGGGAUUUAGCCUCGUGCGGUGCGAAGCGUAUUGUGAGGGUCGGUAACAAGGCGGUGGACUGGCAAGACUCUUUCCGCAUUAUACUCUUCAGCCGAAGCACAGACCUGCAUCUGCCGCCCUGUGCCGCCGCUCUAGUGAUGGAGGUGAACUUUUCCGUGACCACACGGAGCUUAGAGAGUCAGCUGCUUAGCAUCACGCUCCAGAAUGAGCGCCCAGAGUUGGAGGCACAGAAAGUAGAGUUGCUGAAGAAAGAAGAGGGACUCAAGAUGGAGCUCAUAAAGCUUGAAUCGCAGCUACUGCGGGAGCUUACGGAUUCCCAGGGGAACUUUAUGGAGAACACACAGUUGGUGACUUCACUAAACACGGUCAAAGCUCAGGCCUCCGUGAUUCAACAGGCACUGUCCGAAUCGUGCGCGCUCCAGGCGGAGCUGGAUGAUAAGCGCGAGAUAUAUCGCUCCUUCGCCAGCAAAGGCUCUCAGAUCUUCUUUCUGCUUAAGCGCCUGGAGAGGCUUAGCCGGAUGUAUCAAUUCGGUCUUAACGACUUCCUCGGGCUGUUCAGUGAAACUUUGCAAAAGGACCGCAUGAAGGGGGACAUGGGCGUGGAGGAGACGAACACGCCGAUACGGACCUCCACGCUCGUGCAUAGCCUGGCACGGUGCGUGUUUUAUCGGGUUUGCACUGGACUCCUCAAGAAGGACCGGCUGGUGUUUGGCCUGCAGCUUUUGCAGGUUCUCCUACCCGAGCAGUUCCCGGCAAAGCAAUGGGAGGCCCUUGUUGGCUCCGCGCCGAAGGUUGUCCGGGAGGAGUCGCUGUCGCUACCGAAAUGGGCCUCGUCGGCGGCAAAACCACGGUUCAGCGCACUGCUCUCCAGCAGCGUCGGGCACGAACUUGUCUCCAAGUGGCACCUCCAUGACGGGGCGGGGUGGUCUCGUUGGAUGGCAUCAGUACAGCCUGAGCUCUUCAAUGAGAUCGAACAACCGUCAGAGAAGGUGCUGAGUGUGGUUGAGAAACUCCUCCUGAUCAGCACCUUCCGUCCGGAUCGUUUCUCAGCGCUGGGGAUGCGUGUUAUCAUGAAGGAGUUGUGUGUCAGCUCGCUGGUGCCCCCGACGUCGAUGGAGGAGACCAUCCUCUGCAGCUCCUCUGCGCGUGUUCCCGUGCUAUUGGUGACUUCCAGUGGUGCGGACCCGAGCCUGGAGGUCCAGAGCAUCGCCAUUCGCCGCAUGGGCAGGGAACGAUUCACACAGAUAGCCCUGGGUGGUGGAGUGACCGAGGAGGCCAUGCAACAGCUAAGGUCCAGCGCCGCACAAGGUGGGUGGAUUUUUCUUAAAAAUCUACACCUCGUAUUAGAUUGGGUUCCCACGCUGGAGAACGAGCUUUGUGCGAUGCCGGAACCACACAAGGACUUUCGCCUCAUAAUUACGACAGAACCGCACGACGCCUUCCCGUCUGUACUGUUGCAGAUGUCUCUGAAAAUCACGAUCGAGGCGCCGCCUGGUGUGAAGCAAAACCUCCUGCGCACUUACCAAAUAUGGGAUCGAGUCUUCCUGGAGGAGCAGUCAACGCCCAAGGCACAGGUAUUUUUUGCGCUCGCCUGGCUGCAUGCUGUAGUGCAGGAGCGUCGGACCUUCGUGCCGCAAGGCUGGACCUCGUACUACGAGUUUUCCACGGCCGAUCUCAAGGCCGCCACGGAUAUUCUUCUUCAGCUUGACAUCCAACGAGAGACGAACUGGGAAAGCCUCAAGGGGUUUCUCAUGGAUUGCGUCUACGGCGGCCGUCUCGACAACCCGCACGACAUUGAAGUUCUGCACCAACUCAUCCAGCUACUUUUUUCGAAUGAAGUUGUUGUGCAAUGUAAGUCUUCUCUGUAUGAAGACAUGACAGUGCCGAACACGAAUAACCACGAUGCAGUCGUCUCGCUGCUGGCCCGCAAACUGCCGAAUGUUGAUCAGCCGGCGCUUCUGAAGCUUCCCGACAACGCGGAUCGUGUUGUGGAAGAGAACAAGGCCCUUGUGUAUAUUGAGCAACUUCAAAUGCUCAAUCAGCUGGUUUUCCUCAGCGACGUCGCCACCAACGCUGAAAGCCGCAAGCUUUCGCUCAGCCGUCUGAAACUUCUGAUCACACCCGUGCUGGAAUUAUGGGAGACCAGUGAGCUUAGCAAAGGGGCGCAAAGCAAGUUAGUCGUUGGUGACAUCGAUGCACAGAGUCAGGACCUAAACCCCAUGGAUGUUUUUUUUGCGAGCGAGUUAAGUCUACUGAAGCGAUUGAUAGUUGACCUGGGCUCCUACUUCAAGGACUUACACGCCAUGGUUGAGGGAACACUGUCUCUCCCAGACACUCAGCAGGAGGAGAUCUUGGAGAUCGGCAGCUGCCGAAUGCCAAGCAGGUGGUUGGACCGCAUGGGUGGGCCUAGGGACGUCAAACUUUGGCUUGACGUUGUCCUGCGAAGGUAUCGUAGUGUACAAACCCUCCAGAAAGGCUCGCUGUCCAUGGGGAUGCCAUACAAUUUGGCAGAUUUGCCACGACCACAGGCCUUUUUGAACGCGCUGCGUCAAUACACAGCUUCCAAAUGUAGAAUUCCCUUGGCAGAUUUGUCCCUCUUCGGCACUUUGGCGUCCAAUGCUGGGGUAACUGGCAGUCUUCCCUUUAGUAUCCAGCUAAAGGGCUCUUCAAUUAAUCUGCAAGGCGCACUCAUGGACCAGAGUAUACGACUGCAGCCGGUGAACUCAAACUCCGCAUCCUCCGUGAUGCUUCCGUGUGACCUCGUCAUUGGGUGGACGACAGAGGGACAGAUGCGCGAUAGGCUCAAGGGUCACGUUCAGGUCCCGUUGUACGCUGCUCCGGACCGUCAGUUAUUUUUGCUUUCCAUAAGCAUACCGCAUAGCGCGGAAUCUGAUGCCUUAAAGGUUUCCCUAAAUGGGGUUGCAUGCUUUCUGGCAAGUGUGUAA